Molecule: messenger RNA, 3144 nt
Organism: Naumovozyma dairenensis CBS 421
Lineage: Eukaryota; Fungi; Ascomycota; Saccharomycetes; Saccharomycetales; Saccharomycetaceae
Gene: PUF3
Product: mRNA-binding protein PUF3
Exons: 1
Coding region: 1-3144 (1047 amino acids)
Biological process (GO): nuclear-transcribed mRNA catabolic process, deadenylation-dependent decay
Cellular component (GO): cytoplasm
Molecular function (GO): mRNA 3'-UTR binding
Source: RefSeq, a predicted model, not a curated record
AUGACUGUUUUAAAUAAUAUCGACCAGUGGGUUGAAAAUAAUAAUAAUAAUAAUAAUAAUAAUAAUAAUGAUAAUACCCAGAAUCCUAACAAUUAUAAUCAUCAAGACUUUUUACAACAAGCUCCUCCUUUAAACUUAAAUAUGAACAUCAAUAGUGCCAAUACUUUCGAUUCAGAACUUGCUUCAAUAGUAUCAUCUUUAAGUGUAUUAUCAAAUAAUCCUAUUAAUACAACAAAUACGAACAACAACGCAAAUAUUUCUUCAUAUACUUCUCCUAAUCAACAAAUUGGCGGAUUUAGAAGAUCAAGUUUAAAUCAAUCUGAUAUGGAAUCUGAUAUCUUAUACUUAAAUAGUAAUUCUAUCACCGCUAAUAACAAUAAUAAUAUGAUUAAUUCCGAUUUUAUUAAGAGAACUACCCUUUCUGUUGGUGCAGUUCCAACAAAUUUUCAACAAUAUUCUACUACAUCAAAUACCAAUACCAAUAACAAUAAUAAUAACAAUAAUAAUACCAACGAAAUGAACCCACAAAGUUAUUAUUCUUCAACAUCUUCUUCUUCUUCUCCACCAAUUCAAUCUAUACAAGGUCAUCCUCAUGUGUCAAAAAGUAUUAACGAUAUUCAAUCUCAUUUCCAAAAUCAUACUAUCAAUAGUAGUAGUAGUAGUAAUAAUAAUAGCGAUUAUGGUAAUAAUAUCAAUAAAGGGAAUAACAACAGCAACAAUAAUACAUAUAAUAAUAAUAAUAAUAAAAGAUUGGAUUUAUUAGGUCAAUAUCCCGCUACUAUAGCUGAUCCAAUGACUUCUUAUCAAUCUACAAAUAAAAAUAAAGGUAAUUUUUUCGAGAAAUUUGGGAAAUCAUUGAUCGAAGGUACAAGAGAAAUUGAAUCUCAAGGUGAUAAUAAUAAUAACUCAACUACUAUUGAUUUGAAUUCUAAUAGAUCAGAAGUAAGUUUAGCAACUCAAACAACCCUUUCAAAUUCUAUUGAUGAUUAUGAUAAUGAAUCUUCCAUUGCGGGCUCUAGCGAAUAUUAUCCUAAUUUUAUUCCCAAUCAAAAUCGCUUUCAAAAUAAUAAUAACAAUAACAAUAACUCUGUUUGGAAUCCUGCAAAUGCCCAAAGUUUUAGACCACAACAAAAUAAUUUAGAUCCAUAUUAUCAACAACAACAACAACAACAGCAACAAAUUCAUCCAACUUAUUUUCCAACAGGAGCAUUCCCUUAUCCUCAUUUCCCUCAACAACAACAAUUCUCAAUAUCAUCUCCAACUGCAUACCUAUCUCAAAUGCUUUCCCCUCCUUCUAAUUUCAAUUAUAAUAAUACCAAUACUGGUGAUAUGAGUAUUAAUCAAUUUCAACAGAACAUUGCUUCCAAAAAUAAUUUCGAAGAAGGAUCAACCACUUCCUCUACCACUAAUUCUUCUGAUUCUCCAUUACCAACAUCUCAUCAUGAUACUACUAUCCAAGUACCACCAUCUUCAUCAUCUUCAUCACAACAACAACAACAACAACAACAACAACAACAACAACCAAUGUUCCCAUACCCUGUUCUAAAUCCACUGAUGUAUGUUCCACCUCCAAAUCAACAACAGAAUCCACAAGAUUUUGUUGAUUUCGAAAAUGCACACAACUAUUCUUAUCAUAGUGCUGGUGGCAGUGGAAGUGCUGGUAGUAUUAAUAUUAAUACUUUGAAAAACAAUAAUACAAAUCCAUAUUUAGAUACAUCAAAUCAUGUCAAUAAUAAUAUCUCCGCCAUGAUUCCAACAGACAACAAUGCCAAUAUUAAACAAAAGAACAAUCAUAAUAAAAAAAUUUCGGUUUUCAAUCCUAAAAAGAAUAAUAAAAAAUAUCCAUCCACAUUUGAUCAAAUUCAUAAUAAUAAUAAUAAUAGUCCUGUAAAUAGUAAUAAUAAUAAUAAUAACAACAACAAUGAUAAUACCAAAAAUAACAAACAACAGUUAAAUAAACUUCAUAUGAAAUCAAACAGGAUUAAAAACAAUACCGAACAAGAAGAUAAGAACACCAAUGCGACACAAACAAGCUAUCAUAGAUCACCAAUUUUAGAAGAAUUAAGAUCAAAUCCAAAUAAGAUUAAUCUUACAUUAAAGGAUAUCUUUGGUCACAUAUUAGAAUUUUGUAGAGAUCAAUAUGGUUCCAGAUUUAUUCAACAUGAAUUAUCUAUAUGUUCCGAGUCAGAAAAGGAAAUCAUUUUUAAUGAAUUGAGAAAUGAAGCAUUGAUCUUAUCAAAUGAUGUAUUUGGUAAUUAUGUCAUUCAAAAAUUCUUUGAAUUUGGUUCCAUAACUCAAAGAGAUAUUCUUGUGGAACAAUUUAAUGGUAAAAUGAAAGAAUUAUCAUUACAAAUGUAUGCAUGUAGAGUGAUUCAAAAAGCUUUAGAAUUUAUUAAACCUGAACAAAGAUUAUCAUUAGUAUCAGAAUUAUCUGAUUGUAUUCUUAUGACCAUUAAAGAUCAAAAUGGGAAUCAUGUCAUUCAAAAGGCAAUAGAAUAUAUCCCAUUGAAAUCAUUACCAUUCAUUUUAAAUUCAUUGAUUGGUCACAUUUAUCAUUUGUCCACUCAUUCUUACGGUUGUCGUGUCAUUCAAAGAUUAUUGGAAUUCGGUUCUGAUAAAGAUCAAUAUAUAAUAUUAAAUGAAUUAAAAGAUUUUAUCCCUUAUUUGAUUCAAGAUCAAUACGGUAACUAUGUCAUUCAAUAUAUCUUACAACAACAUGAAGAUAAUGAAGCAUCCAAAAUUUGUCCAUUAAUGCUUGAAACAAAACAAGAAAUUAUUAAAAUUGUUUCUAAAAAUGUCGUUGAAUUUUCAAAACAUAAAUUUGCAUCAAACGUUGUGGAAAAAUCAAUAAUUUAUGGUAAUGAAUCACAAAGGAAAUUAAUUAUUUCUAAGAUUGUUCCAAGAGAUAAAGAAAAUGCAGAAAAUUUAGAAGAUAAUUCUCCAAUGAUAUUAAUGAUGAGAGAUCAAUUUGCCAAUUAUGUCGUACAGAAAUUAGUCACCAUUUCAGAAAAUGAAGAUAAAAAAUUAAUAGUAAUUGCUAUCAGAAGUUAUUUAGAUAAAUUAAAUCAAUCAAAUUCAUUGGGUAAUAGACAUUUAGCAAGUAUUGAAAAAUUAGCUUCAUUAGUUGAAACAGUUGAAAUUUAA